This is a messenger RNA of Cordyceps fumosorosea ARSEF 2679, 3039 nucleotides long. Its product is annotated as ATP-dependent RNA helicase DHX8. The record is from RefSeq and is a predicted model, not a curated record. The transcript has a single exon. NCBI's taxonomy places the organism in Eukaryota, Fungi, Ascomycota, Sordariomycetes, Hypocreales, Cordycipitaceae. The coding region runs from base 1 to 3039 and encodes 1012 amino acids. Gene Ontology annotation, molecular function: ATP hydrolysis activity; RNA binding. Gene Ontology annotation, cellular component: catalytic step 2 spliceosome; intracellular anatomical structure.
AUGAGCUCCAAAAAAUAUGCCUUCCUCCCCAUGGACGAUGGCGAAGUCGGCCCUCAAAAAGUGACAAAGGAAAAGAAGCAUCGCAGUCACCGCAAAGACCGCGAUCACGACCGACACAGAGACCGUGACGACAGAUCUUCCAAGUCCUCCAGGCAUCGUCAUCGCAGCCGCUCUAGAUCCCCCCGUCGCUCCCACAAUGACCGAGUAAAGUCCUACCGCAAUCGCGAUGACAACGUCGAUUUCGACGACCGCUGGGCCGAUGAGGCGCCUCCCUCGGACGAUCCUGACCAAGAGGAACCAACACCCGAGUUUGAGGAAUCAACCAGCAAGCGAGUGAAGUUCCAACACCAAGAACCCGCCGACGAAGACCUCUCCGACGGCGCCAAAGAAGAGCGUGAACGACGGCGCGACCAAGAAGAAAAAGAAGCGUUCUCGAAACGUCUCAAGGAGAAAGAUGACUCCCGCGCCAAAAAGGGUUAUCGCGAUGGUGAGGCCACGGCACGACGGCGCCUAGGUGACGAUGCUGCUGCACGAGACGCCGCUCUCCCGGACCUGCGACAACGGUCGCGACAGGAAUACCUCAAGAAGCGAGAGGCAGAACGCCUCGCACUUCUGCGCAAACAAGUCGCCGAAGAAACAGCUGAGCUUCAGAGUGGUGUACGACUCUCUGACAGAGAACGGGCCGACUUUGCAAAGAACCGAGAAAUUCUGCGCCUAGCCGAAGAACGGCUCAAAAUUGACGACCACCGCGACGGCUACGUAAUGCCGGAAGACUACCUGACAGAAAAGGGCAAAUUGGACAGGAAGAAGAAAGAAGAGGCGCUAUACAAACGCUACGUCGAGAAAGACGAAUAUGGCCAGGAAAAGUUUGUCACCGAGCACGAGGAGUGGGAGCGCGAACAGACACUCAAAGCCAAGGCGCAGAUUUCUCGGCCGGAGCUCGAAAACACAGAAUACGACUAUGUCAUGGACGACACCCAAUACAUCAAGUGGAGUCUGGACUCGCGUAUGGCUGGUGAGCGAGAUAGUAUGACGGCCGAGCAGCGGUUCCUGGAGCAACAGCUUGACGCUGCCGAAAAGAAGGCCCUGACCAUUCAAGAAACUCGAAAGAGCCUGCCAAUCUACCAAUACCGAGACGAGUUCCUGGCUGCCCUGGAACAGUACCAGAUCCUCGUUAUUGUCGGUGAAACUGGUAGUGGUAAAACAACACAACUGCCCCAAUAUCUCCACGAGGCUGGGUAUACCAAGAAUGGCUUCAAAGUCGGCUGCACGCAGCCUCGCCGAGUCGCAGCUAUGAGUGUCGCGACUCGUGUCGCUGAAGAAGUCGGCGUCAAGGUCGGCAACGAAGUUGGUUACUCGGUUCGUUUCGAAGACUGCACCAGCGACAAGACCAUCCUCAAGUACAUGACAGAUGGUAUGCUGCUGCGAGAAUUCAUGACGGAGCCGGAUUUGGCGGGCUAUUCCGCCCUCAUGAUUGACGAGGCCCACGAGCGUACCGUCCACACGGAUAUCCUGCUAGCCUUGCUCAAGGAUCUUUCGCGUGAGCGCAGGGACCUGAAGCUACUCAUUUCCUCAGCCACCAUGAAUGCUGAGAAGUUUGCGUCCUACUUUGAUGACUGUCCCAUCUUCAACAUUCCCGGUCGUCGCUACCCCGUCGACAUCUACUACACCCCCGCCCCCGAGGCCAACUAUCUCGCCGCCGCCAUCACCACCGUCUUCCAAAUACACACCACCCAGGACAAGGGCGACAUUCUCAUUUUCCUGACCGGUCAAGACGAAAUCGAGGCGGCGGAGCAGGAAAUCGCCGAAACGGCCAAGAAGCUUGGGAGUCGCAUCAAGGAGCUAGUCAUUUGUCCCAUCUACGCAAACUUGCCCUCGGAACUGCAGACCAAGAUCUUUGAGCCGACGCCGGCUGGGGCCCGCAAGGUCGUGCUCGCGACCAACAUCGCGGAGACGAGUCUGACCAUUGACGGCAUUGUCUACGUCAUCGACCCCGGCUACGUCAAGGAGAACAUCUACAACCCCGCCACGGGCAUGUCCAACCUCAUCGUGGUGCCCUGCUCACGCGCCUCGGCCAACCAGCGCAGCGGUCGUGCCGGACGUGUCGGCCCCGGCAAGUGUUUCCGACUGUACACCAAGUUCGCCUACAUGAACGAGAUGGACGAGUCGACGACACCCGAGAUCCAGCGCACCAACCUCAACAGCGUGGUGCUACAGCUCAAGUCACUGGGCAUUAACGAGCUGCUGGACUUUGAGUUUAUGGACCCGCCGCCGACCGAGGCCCUCAUCGGCGCCCUCAACCAGCUGUUUGCCCUGCAGGGCCUCAACCACAAGGGCGAGCUGACCAAGCUGGGGCGGCAGAUGGCCGAGUUCCCGACAGACCCGAUGCUGGCCAAGGCCGUAAUCGCGGCGGACAAGGAGGGUUGCGUGGAGGAGGUGCUGUCGAUCGUGUCGAUGCUGGGCGAGGCGUCGGCGCUCUUCUUCCGGCCCAAGGACAAGAAGAUCCACGCGGACAGCGCGCGCAACCGGUUCACGGUCAAGGACGGCGGCGACCACGUCACGCUGCUCAACGUGUGGAACCAAUGGGUAGACAGCGACUACUCGCCCAUCUGGUCCAAGGAGAACUUCCUGCAGCAGCGGUCGCUGACGCGGGCGCGCGACGUGCGCGACCAGCUGGCCAAGCUGUGCGAGCGCGUCGAGGUGGCGCCCUCGUCGUGCGGCGCGGCCAACCUCCGACCGAUCAAGCGCGCCAUCACGGCCGGCUUCUUCCCCAACGCGGCGCGCCUGCAGCGCAGCGGCGACAGCUACCGCACCGUCAAGAGCAACGCGACCGUGUGGGUGCACCCUAGCAGCGUGCUCAUGGCCGUCGACCCGCCGGAGCGCAUGGUCGUCUACUUUGAGCUCGUCCAGACGACCAAGGAGUACAUGCGCAGCGUUAUGCCCAUCGAGGCUGGCUGGCUGGCGGAGCUGGCGCCGCACUUUCACAAGAAGAAGGACAUUGAGGAGCUGGAGGAGAAGAAGAUGCCCAAGCAGAGGUAG